UAUUUUCUUUUUUGGAGCUUAAAGCUGACCUCUUUAAUGGGUUUUCUCUGAAACUUAUGUUUCCUUUAAGCUCUGAACUUUGAACCCAUUUUUUCAUUCUUUUCCAAUGACUCUCUGAUCCCACUUUCCACUUCCAUUUUCACCGGAAACUCCAAAAGCUUUGAGCUUUUUUCCUUUUUAAUUCUCUCUCCAAAAUGAAGUCUUCAACUCGGCUUGACUCAGCUGUGUUUCAACUCACACCAACUCGGACUCGGUGUGAUUUGGUUAUAUCUGCAAAUGGGAAGACAGAAAAGAUAGCCUCGGGUUUACUGAAUCCAUUUCUUGCCCACUUGAAAACUGCACAAGAACAGAUGGCCAAGGGCGGUUAUUCCAUUAUUCUUGAGCCUGAGCCUGGCAGUGAUGUUUCAUGGUUCACAAAGGGUACAGUUGAAAGGUUUGUACGUUUUGUGAGCACUCCAGAGGUAUUGGAACGUGUGUACACCUUAGAAUCUGAGAUAUUGCAGAUUGAGGAGGCAAUUGCAAUUCAAGGAAACAAUGAAACGGCACCUAGCACUGUAGAAGAAAGUCCAGCAAAACCAACGGAAAGUAUUGAAGGUAACAGAUCUUUGCUGGACAGUGGUGAUGAGAAAGCAAUCGUUCUUUACAAGCCGGGAGUGCAUCCACCUGAAUCAAAUGAAUCCGCUGCACAAGAGGGGAAUUCAAAAGUUCAGCUUUUGAAAGUCCUGGAAACUCGCAAAACGGUGCUUCAAAAAGAGCAAGGCAUGGCUUUUGCGCGUGCCGUAGCGGCUGGUUUUGACAUUGAUAACAUUUCCCCCUUGAUGUCAUUUUCUGUAUGCUUUGGAGCCUCGCGUUUAAUGGAUGCUUGUAAGAGAUUUAAGGAGUUAUGGAAGAAAAAGCAUGAAUCUGGCCAGUGGCUUGAAAUCGAAGCUGCUGAAGCAAUGUCUAGCCGAUCAGACUUUUCUGCCAUGAAUGCAUCAGGCAUUAUGCUUUCUAGUGUGGCCAAAUCAUGGCCUGAAUCCCAUGCCGAGUUUGCGUUAGAAAGUAAUGGAAAAUCAAGUAGUCUCAUCAGUACGGAUGAAAAGCCGGCCUUGGAGCACCAGCCACCCCCAGGUCCCCAAGAAUAUUUUCAAGGGCAGUUUCCACAUCAGAUGUUCCCUCCCUGGCCUAUUCAUUCCCCUCCAGGCACGGUGCCAGUUUUUCAAGCAUAUCCCAUGCAAGGCAUGCCUUACUAUCAGAACUACCCCGGGGCUGGCCCAUUUUAUCAACCACCUUAUCCGGCAGUUGAGGAUCCUAGACUAAACCCAGGUCAAAGAAUGGGACAGAAAAGGCAUUCCAUGGACAGUACUAAUGGCAAUGUUGAAUCGGAAACAUGGGAGAUCGAUGCUCACAGAACAAGGUCUUCAGAUGAUGCGGAGUUGGAGAAGGAACCGAGAAAGAGAGGCAGCAGGUCAGGUAAAAAGCAAUCAGGAGUGGUUGUUAUUCGAAACAUAAAUUACAUUGCUUCAAAGGGGCAGAACGAUUCAGAGGAUGAAUCACGAUCGGGUUCCGAUGCUGAAAUUGAUGAGGAAGAUAGAGCAGGUGGUUCGGAGAUGAGGCAUAAGAACUCAUCUAGGUCCUCAAAGAGGAAAGAAAAUAAUGUAAGAAGUUCAGCCAAUGAGGAAGAAAUAGCUUUCGGGAAGGAGGCAGAUGGCGGACACUGGCAAGCCUUCCAGAACUUCCUACUCAGAGAUGCUGAUGAAGACAAACAUGCUGGUGACCAAAGCAUGUUUUCGAUGGAAAACAAGGUUCAUUCAAAAAGGCGACAAAAUAAAGGGGGUGAAGAUCCUGUUCUUUUCGGUGGACAAGAUAUUGGUGGGUCUCACAAUGGUGGUACAAUGGAUAUGCAGAAAAUGAGUGGAAACAUGACUCGGGUGCGAAGAAGUUCAACCGAUGAACCUAUGAUUUCUAGAAGAGAUGGAUCGACAGGAGCCACGGAAGGUCAAGGUGAUGUGUUUGCUUCAGAAAUAAAAGGAAGAAGGGUGUGCUAUGGGAGGUCCACCAAUGAGGAUUUUAUGAUUGAUAGGCAAUCAGGUUUUACAGGCUCUUCAGAUCCACUGGCUGUAAAUGGAUUCGAACGUGGCACAAAUAAUGUGGAUAGGAGGUCAUCACAAAAUAUUGACGAUGCUUCCUACAUAGUUCCCUUAAGAUCGACUUCGGGUCAAGUUGGAAAUGACAACAUAAAUGCUAUUCACAUGGAUUCCGAGUUACCAUCAGCCAGUCAGAAGUCCGGGAACCAAGUAAAUUAUGAGCCAGAAGAACUGACUAUGAUGCCUCAGCGUGAAGCUGAAAAUGGGGCAAUUGGUUAUGACCCUGCAUUGGAUUAUGAAAUGCAGGCUCAUACUGCAGAUGGUGCUCCGCUGAACAAGAGAAAUAAGGAGGUCGCGACUGAUGUCAAGCAAGGAUCUAAGAAGCCGGACAAGGGCCCAAAAUCUAAACUGCUUGCAGAUGAUAAGAAGAAGAAUGUUGGGCCAAUCAGGAAAGCAAGGCCUUCAAAGUUGAGUCCUUUGGAUGAAGCGCGGGCACGCGCGGAGAAGUUGAGAACCUAUAAAGCUGAUCUGCAAAAGACGAAGAAAGAAAAGGAAGAGGCUGAUUUGAAACGGUUAGAAGCUCUUAAGAUAGAGAGGCAGAAGAGAAUUGCUUCUAGAGCGGCUACUAUCCCUGCUCAGCCAACAAGGAAAUUAGUUCCAACAAAGACAUCGCCAAGCUCUCUAAAAGGAACGAAAUUUAGCGAUUCAGAACCAGGACCAUCAUCACCACUUCAACGGUACCCCGUCAGAACCUCUUCUAUGGGAUCAAACGAUUCACAGAAGACAUCCAAAACCAGCAGGUUAAACGCAGGAAAUCGGUCGGCUGGAAAUAGGUUGACACGCUCUGCGACUUCACUGCCUGCUGCACCGAAGAAAGAGAGUAGUGGCGUUGCAAGUGAAACGAAGGCAUCUAUGGCACGUAUUAGAAGAUUGUCAGAACCGAAAAUGAGUAGCAGCCACCCUAUUUCUUCAUUGAAGGCACGGAGUGCUGGACCAUCGUCGAAAUCAAAACUAUCUGAUGGGUCCGAGAGCAAAAAAAUCUCUGCAAUAGUAAACCAUGACCGAAGCAAGGCAGCCACACUUCCAGAACUGAAAAUUCGAACAACUAAAGGACCUGAGAGCAAGCCAACAAUGAAAGAAGUCACGCAGAAGGGUAAUUUGAUCAAGUCUUCUACAACUUCUGAAGAUGCAGAAGCAAAAAGGAGAAACGAAAAAUUUUCAGAUCACAGUGAAGGGGAUGAAAACCCCAUAAUUGAAAAGAAUAUUGUGAUGCUUGAAUGUGAAAAACCUUCCAUUACUGCUGCACAAGCAUUGGAAGAAAACUUGAUUGCAGAGAACAAACAGAUUGAGAAUUUUAAAAUCGGGGAAAACACAAAGGGGGUGUCUGAUUAUGCUGCUAUCUGUGCGCCAGUUUCAAAAAUUACAAGGGACACAACUAAUGGAGAAUCCACUCAACGCAGAAUAAACGAGCAAACUACUUAUGAGGCUGCCACGGGUGAUGCGAAGAAGGAACUGCCGAAGGUUUCAGGCAUUGAUAUUACCGAAAAACCAUAUCAAGCCCCUUAUGCUCGGGUUUCUUCCCUUGAAGAUCCAUGUACCAAGAAUUCAGAGUAUGGCAAAGCAGCCUUGACAAACCUAGAGCCUGUAGCAACUAGCUCGGUGACUAUUCAAGCUCAACUGUUCGAUUCUAGAAACUUGAAACUGGAAAAGAUCCCAGAAAGUGUGGUGAAGACCCAGGUAAAGGAAUCAUCAAAGGGAUUCAGACGAUUGUUGAAGUUUGGAAGAAAGAAUAACAGUUCCGGAGGAGAAAGUCAUUCUGAAUUGGAUAAUGGCAGCGUAAACGGUUUGGAGGCAGAUGAUAAUGGGACAGGGACAAGUACUGAUGCCACUAGUGAAGGUAACAUUCGUUAUGCGUUGGUUCAUCACAUGGAACACAUAUAUCGCAAGCUCACCGAACAUGAUUAA
Messenger RNA from Morus notabilis, 4031 nucleotides. Its product is annotated as COP1-interacting protein 7. Bases 195 to 4031 code for a protein of 1278 amino acids. The transcript is spliced from 11 exons. NCBI's taxonomy places the organism in Eukaryota, Viridiplantae, Streptophyta, Magnoliopsida, Rosales, Moraceae. The record is from RefSeq and is a predicted model, not a curated record.